Molecule: messenger RNA, 3825 nt
Organism: Amaranthus tricolor (Joseph's coat)
Lineage: Eukaryota; Viridiplantae; Streptophyta; Magnoliopsida; Caryophyllales; Amaranthaceae
Product: receptor-like protein kinase
Exons: 2
Coding region: 457-3765 (1102 amino acids)
Biological process (GO): protein phosphorylation
Cellular component (GO): plasma membrane
Molecular function (GO): protein kinase activity; ATP binding; protein binding
Source: RefSeq, a predicted model, not a curated record
GUGCCCUGUAGGUGUGUCCACACAGAUGAGCCCACACAGAUGAGCCCACACAUAAUUAUACGAUGAAUUGUCACGACCUAACAGAAACAGUAGAUACCACAACAACAUUAUUGAAUUCCAACAUGGCAUUGAAGUGUUAGGAAUUUUAGCAUUAACUAAAAGGAAUGUUCCCAGCAAGAAUGAGACACUAGAUACAACAACUUUAAAUAGCUCUCACGUCUGAGGAGUUUGUAAGUUAAAUGUCGACAACUCAAAAUAAAUAAGAAGAUAACAGAUACAACUCUAAACAAAUAAGAAGUACACGUAGUUUACCAAGUCAUUUCAACCAAACCUACAUAAUGUUUCUUAGUACCUUUCCUAGUUUCCUCUAAGAAAUUGGCUUUAAUUCUUAUAUUUGAGGUAAAUUUCCUUCCUUGAUCAUCCUUUCUCUUUGCAACUACUAAAUUUUAAGCUUCCAUGGAAAACCAUAAAACCGCCAUUAUCUUCUUAUUUAUUUGUUUUACCUUUGUUCAUUUUUGUACAUUAUCUGCCUUAAACUCUGAAGGGAAAGCUUUAAUUUCACUUCUAAACAAAUGGGUAGUUCCAAAAUCUGUAAAAUAUAGCUGGAAUUCUUCCCAACUUACCCCUUGUUCAUGGAAAGGUGUGAAAUGUAGUAAAACCCAGAAAAUAUUUUCCCUUAACUUGUCCAAUCUUGGCAUUUCUGGUCCUGUGGGACCAGAAAUUGGCCAAUUAUCUAACUUACAGCAUCUUGAACUUUCCUCAAACACACUUUCUGGCCCCAUCCCUAUUGAAAUCAACCAAUUGACUCUCCUAAAAGUUCUAGAUUUUUCUGGAAACAAUCUCACUGGUUCCAUCCCUAUUGAAAUCACCCAUUGUAGUCUUCUAGAAGUUCUAAAUCUUUCUAAAAACAAUCUCACUGGUGCAAUCCCAGGAAACAUGGGAAACUUCCAAAACCUGCAGGAACUUUACCUUUACAGUAAUUCACUGAUGGGUAUGAUUCCUGAGUCCUUGUUUCAUAUCCCAAAACUUGUGUUCUUUUGGGUUCAUAACAAUCAAAUUACUGGUGAAAUACCUUUUUCUAUUGGGAAUUGUUCUGCCCUUGAAGAUGUUUAUCUGAAUAACAAUCUACUUACUGGUGUAUUGCCCUCGAGUGUCAUUAAUCUCGAAAAUUUAACACGAUUAGGAGUAAGUUCAAACAGUCUAGAAGGUGAAAUUCCUUCUUUUGGUUAUGUUGGUUGUAGGAAUUUGAAGAUAUUAGACUUAUCAGUAAACCGUUUUAGUGGUGUGAUCCCACAAACCCUAAGCAAUUGCACCCGUAUGUCAAAUUUCUCGGUCAUGACUAACGAACUAGUUGGGACGAUCCCAUCUUCGUUUGGUCUGCUUACUGAAUUGACAAUGCUUAUCCUAUCUGAAAACUCAUUGUCGGGAAAAAUCCCCCCAGAGCUCGGAAAUUGUAAAAACUUGAAAAUGUUGCAGUUGAAUGACAAUAAACUCGAGGGUGAAAUUCCAAGCGAACUUGGAAUGUUAACGAGUUUGGUUGUCCUUCGGUUGCAUAAUAAUGGUCUGAUAGGUGAAGUUCCUCUUGGAAUUUGGAAGAUAAGGACCCUAGAGGAUAUUCUUAUAUAUAAUAACAAAUUGUCUGGGGAGCUUCCUGUAGAAUUAACCGAGCUGAAACACCUCAAGGAUCUUACUUUAGCUGAUAACCAAUUCUCGGGGAUCAUACCAUAUCGGUUGGGGAUGAAUAGUAGCUUGGUUUUGAUUGAUUUCACUAACAAUAAGUUUACAGGGGGAAUUCCGCCCAAUCUGUGCUUCGAAAAACAGCUGCAGCUGCUAGAUAUGGGAAGCAAUAUGCUCAGUGGAAGCAUACCUCCAAAGCUCGGUGGCUGUUCUAGUUUGAUAAGGCUUAGGCUCGAACAAAAUAAUCUAACCGGAGUGAUUCCCGAGUUUGAACGAGAUCAUAGCCUGAAUUUCGUUGACUUGAGUGGGAAUAAGAUUCAUGGGAAUGUGCCAUCAAGCCUUGGUAAUUGUCGCAAUCUCACUUGGAUCAACUUCACUAGCAAUGAACUUUCGGGCGCUUUACCAAAAGAACUCGGAAAAUUGACCGAACUUAGUUAUGUUUUCAUUGCUCACAACAAAUUGGAGGGAUCUUUGCCACAUGAACUAGGGGAUUGGCAUAAGGUGCUUAAAUUGGACCUAUCUUUCAACUCUUUGAAUGGUUCAAUACCCACAAGUUUUAAAAACUUGACAUCCUUGUCGAUCUUAGAUUUGGGUGAGAACUGUCUUACCGGAGAAAUCCCAUCACAUUUCUCCGAACUUCAAAUGCUCCAAGAACUUCAUCUUGGUGGGAAUAGACUAGAAGGAUCGAUUCCAUUCUCGAUCACUGCAUCAAAGAAUUUGAUCCUAUCCGCCUUGAAUCUUAGUAACAAUCGUCUAACAGCUCACUUGCCGCCUGAUUUCAAAAAUUUGGCCAGUUUACAGUGGAUUGAUGUAUCUCACAACCGACUGACAGGGUCAUUGGAAACUCUUGUUAAUAUGUCGGGUUUAGAUUCCAUUAAUGUAUCAUAUAAUCUCUUCUCCGGGCCAAUACCCCCAUCGUUGUUGAAGCUCUUCGACAAAUCAGCAUCAUCUUUUCUCGGUAAUCCCGAGCUUUGUGUAGACUGCACUCACUUCGUUGGCUUCGUAUGCGCAGGAAGCUCGCAAAUCAAACACUGCAGUACUAUGAAGCAGAAUCACAAAGGACUGCACAAAUAUCAAAUUGCAAUGAUCGUCCUUGGAUCAUCGAUCUUUGUGUUUUUUGCAGCGUUUUCUCUGUUUUGUGUAUAUGCUAACCAGCGAAAACCCAUAAAGGAUGUCGAACCUUGGUGCGUGGAGAGUUCCAACACUUUGCACAAAAUCAUGGAGUCUACGGAGCAUCUUGACGACCAGCACAUCAUCGGAAGAGGAGCACAUGGAACUGUCUACAAGGCGGUGUUAGGCCCAGACGAAGUUUAUGCUGUCAAGAAGCUUGUAUUUGACGAGCAGAGGGGUGCAAGCAAGAGCAUGACUAGAGAAAUCGAGACACUCGGGCAGAUCAAGCAUAGGAACUUAGUGAAAUUGAAGAAUUUUUGGUGGACAAAAAACUAUGGUCUAAUAAUGUAUGAAUACAUGGAAAAUGGUAGCCUCGGUGAUGUUCUUCAUAAGACAAGACCAUUGUCGAUAAUAACAUGGGAUGUACGCCUCAAGAUAGCUCUCGGAACAGCCCAUGGAUUAGCUUACCUUCACUUCGAUUGCGAUCCUCCUAUUGUACACCGUGACAUUAAGCCUGAGAACAUACUCCUCGACUCUGAAAUGGUGCCUCACAUCUCGGAUUUUGGCAUUGCUAAACUUCUAGAUCAAACUUCUAUGUCAACACGGUCAUCUGCAGUUCAUGGGACUAUAGGCUACAUUGCACCAGAAACAGCCUAUGCAACAACAUGGAGUAAGGAGUCAGAUGUGUACGGCUACGGAGUAUUUUUGCUCGAAAUGUUAACCAGAAAGCGAGCAGUGGAUGCAUCAUUUCCUGAGGGAAUCGACUUAGUCGUAUGGGUGAGAUCGGUGUGGAAUAGUACCGAAGAGAUUGAUCAGAUGAUUGAUACUACACUCCUAGAAGAGUUACAGGAUUCAAGGGUCAUGGAGCAAGUUCAUGAUGUUAUUUUUAUAGCUUUGAAAUGUACUGAAAAGGAACCAAGAAGAAGGCCAACUAUGAGAGACGUUGUGAAGCUGUUAGAUGAUGCAAAUCUGUACUAACAACAAAGGGUGUUGUUCUAGCCGUUCUUGGCUAAGCUGUCACGCCCCUCCAAUUUUGUA